Messenger RNA from Brassica napus (rape), 1301 nucleotides. RefSeq names its product polycomb group protein EMBRYONIC FLOWER 2-like. NCBI's taxonomy places the organism in Eukaryota, Viridiplantae, Streptophyta, Magnoliopsida, Brassicales, Brassicaceae. Gene Ontology annotation, molecular function: chromatin DNA binding. The record is from RefSeq and is a predicted model, not a curated record. Gene Ontology annotation, cellular component: nucleus. Bases 23 to 1036 code for a protein of 337 amino acids. The transcript is spliced from 12 exons.
UUUCUUCUAUAGAUAAAUUAUCAUGAGAGUUUCUAUUUACUCUGUAUUGGCAGGCAACAUAGGAGGACAUUGCUUCCUGAGCAAAAUACCCUUGGAAACUCUCUAUUCGUCCUGGAAGAAAUAUCCAAAUAUGGGCUUGGGAGAGAGAGCAACUUCAGUCUCUCUCGUUGAAAUGCAGCCUUACUUUUUACAGCUAAAGUGUAUAAUGAGUGAGCAGUGUGUCGAGAUUCAGGUUCCCAGAAACCCCCUCACCUCGAGCUCACCACAGCAAGUCCAAGUCACCAUAUCUGCACAAGAGGUUGGAGCAACGGAAAAUCCUCCUUAUCGUUCUUCAUUUUCAUUUAAUGACUUCCCUGCCUCUUCGGUAGUGUUGCCAAUUAACAGGUUGAGAAAAGGACAAGUUGCUUUCAAUUACAGAUAUUAUAACAACAAACUACAGAAAACUGAAGUAACUGGAGACUUCACUUGUCCAAUCUGCUCAGUAAAAUGUGCCAGUUUUAAGGGCCUGGAGUGUCACAUGCCAUCAACCCAUGAUCUCUUCAAUUUCGAAUUUUGGGUAAAUGAAAAAUAUCCGGCUGUAAAUGUGUCUCUCAAGAGUGAGGUAACGUUCACCGAGACUAAUAAGGGCGACCCUAACGCAAGGCUGGAACCAUACCCUUUCUCCUCAAUGAAAUCCAGCCGUAGGAAGCAGAAGACUCCGGUAAGGAACCCAAGGCCGAGGCCAAUUAAGACUGACGAUGCUGCUGACUCUGUUAAAAGUGAGAAGAGCCAAACAGUUCCUCCAGGAAUGGGUCCUGCAGACUUGCAAAUGAUGAACAUGUGGAACUCUUUUAUGAAGAAGCACCGAGUUAUCACAGGUGGUUGCAUCGCAUGUGGAUGUGAGGCGUUCUCAAAACUACACGGACCCUUCUUGGUCCGAAAUCUGGACUUGCUCUGGUGCUGGAAAAAGUAUAUCUGGACACUGAAGAUUUAUGGGCGCCUUGACGCCCAAACCUUGAACAACUGUAUGGUGCUUUUCGAACAGCUUGCAAAUUGAAGACCCAGAAGCCUUUAUUUUAAGUUUAAAAAACUCUAAAUAAUAGAAAAAGGAUAUGAGAGUAGGUUUUCACUACUUUUGGAUCCCUUUUAUCCUCUUUCGUUUUGGAUGUUAUUAUUUUACAUUAUCCCUUAAUUUCCCGUUUGAGUGUUAUUAAAUUACUUAAUUUUUAUUUUGGAGUUAUUAAUUUUUCUUUACAGAAAGUUUGUAUAUUACAGUUGUCUGAAAUAUAUUUUACCCGAUAAAUGGUAGGGAAUUAAUGAAA